CUCAAUGUAGACUCCUGCUUAAUUGAUAAAAACUUUACCCUUAAACUUGGGGAAGUUGGGUUCGCGCAAAUCCGUCUUCAUCAUGCUCAUGACAUUCAACAGAAAGGAGAUCCGACAGCAAACGAAAAGACUGCGUCAAUACCUGGAGCGAAAGCAGACGUGCGGGACAUCGCUCACGUCAUGCUUAAGAUCAUCGUUCAAGACGACAACGUGGGAGAUUUUGCGAAUCCAGAGUCAGUAAACGAUCCCACGAGUCGGAAAGCGAGCGUCUUGACGGGUCCAUUUGCCGACCUUCUACCACUAUUAACACCUUGUCGGGGAGGUGACCCGUCCGAACUUCCAGAAUUCGAUCAACUGCGGAAAAAUGUUAAACUAAUUUUACGUCCAUACGCCAAAGCAUCAUCUUUAACAGAAAAAAUCCUUCGUCGCCUCGAAGCAUACACUGACGAAUUGGACAGCCAAGUAGCGCAGCGCACCAUUGACCUAGAAGAGGAGCGAAAACGCUGUGACAACUUGCUAUGGGCUAUGUUACCAAGUGGCGUUGUUAAUGACCUUCGAAGAGGUCAUACACCAGAUGCGGAGUAUUAUCUGUCCACAUCGAUCAUGUUUGUGGAGGUUACUGGGCUUGGUGCACUCAUGUGCCAGAUUGAACCCGAAGAAUCGAUGGCAUUCCUUAACGAAGUUUUCUGCAAGUUCGAUGGACUUCUUAACAAUCAUGACGUUUACAAAGUCGAGACCAUCAAAGAAUCGUAUCUGGUUGCCAGUGGUGUGCCAAGACGAAAUGAAAGUCGCCAUGUUUAUGAAGUGUGUGGUCUUGCUGUUUCUAUGAUGACCGCUUAUUUGAAGACCUUUGCGCUGCGUUUUGACGGAACGACAACACUGCGAGCUGGAAUACAUAGCGGAUCGGUUGCCGCCGGCGUGGUCGGGCGAAAAGCACCUCGCUACUGUUUGUUUGGUGACACCAUUAAUACAGCCAGUAGAAUGAUGAGCACCGGUGAGGAUGGUAAAAUCCACAUUAGUCACAACGCGGCGGACCAGCUGAAAAAUAAUUCUAAAUUUGUGAUCGAGCCGCGCGGGGUCAUCGAAGUCAAAGUGUAUUUCUAUUUCGGCGAUUCGUUGGAAUUUCGGAAAAUGAUGAUAAAGGCCUGGGAACUCAACAUGACUAACGGCGAACACGUGUUCAUUAUCCUGGCGACUUUAAGACCUACAAAUAAGCCGGCGUCAGGCUACCUCACCUGGGAAAACCACGAUCGGUUUGACAGUAUCGCUAAACUUGCGUACCGAUCGGUGCUCAUUAUGGAGCCAGAUGACUCGAUACUGUAUUUGCUCAACGAUUCGGCAGUUCAAAGGUGGAAAUUAUCCAAGGAAUCCAGUGGCCUGGCGUCUGGCCACCUCUCGACGAACCGAGAUGUGGAUUCCGAGGGGACGCUCCUGUUUGUAACCCACAGGGCGGAGAAUUUACCGAAAAAGCAAGAAGUGAGGGUGUACAUCAAAGAGCAACGCAUGACGUGCUGGUAUUUUGUCUCGGAAUACUGCACCCGUGGCUCCCUGCCGGAGUUGUUGAACAAGAUGGCUUUAGAUGCUGAUUUCCAAGCCAGUUUAAUGCUUGAUGCCCUGAAGGCAAAAUAUUUACUUAAGCGCUUUUAG
Messenger RNA from Paramacrobiotus metropolitanus, 1647 nucleotides. Its product is annotated as guanylate cyclase 2D-like. NCBI's taxonomy places the organism in Eukaryota, Metazoa, Tardigrada, Eutardigrada, Parachela, Macrobiotidae. The record is from RefSeq and is a predicted model, not a curated record. Gene Ontology annotation, molecular function: guanylate cyclase activity; peptide receptor activity. The transcript is spliced from 13 exons. The coding region runs from base 181 to 1647 and encodes 488 amino acids. Gene Ontology annotation, biological process: intracellular signal transduction; cGMP biosynthetic process; receptor guanylyl cyclase signaling pathway.